GUUUGCUGGUGUCCUAUCAGUCACCCGUCCACCUGGUACUAAAUCUGUAUGAUAUUUAGCCAGUUUGUAGUUUCAUCUGCUCAUCGGAAUCUUGUUACUUCUGGACCUUGAUGGGACGUUGUGUAGAAGGAAGAACUGAAGAAAUACCUACUGUCUAGACUCUAGACAGAGGCACAGAAAGUGAUUGUAGUUUGUCUCAGCACUAGAAGCGCAUCAUCACUUGAUCGGUUUUAAAGACUCCAGAUGAAUCGCAUAACUGUAGUCUGUGUCCUGGUCUUCAUUUUUGCAUUGGGUGGGUUUUACAGGAUCACUUCCAAGAUGAAGCCCGGUGACUUGUUCUCCCUGUUACACAAAACGAUCAGUGUUUCAGAUAGUUCCGCUAGUACUCCAUCUCUGCAGUCCAACAGGAUAGACUUCACAGCUCAACCUCCGGUGAUGUUUGUGGAGACCACGGAGACUCUCAAACCACAAACCCUGACAAUCUGUGCUGUAGAAUCGGCGGCCAGAAUCUAUCAGGACCGGUACAUUUACUUCUUCCUAAGGGGUCUCAAAAACCAGACCUGCUUGCAAAGCAAGACCGAAUGCCCUGGUCUGAAACUCCUCACUGAUUUCCCAAACGUGCAGCUUCUACAUUUAGACCCCAAGGUGAUUCUGGGGGGCACUCCGCUAGCGAUUUGGUAUAACGAGGACAAAGUUUAUAAAGAGGAAUAUUGGAUUCGAAUCACUUCAGAUGGCUACAGACUUGCACUCAUGUGGAAGAAUGGGGGGCUUUAUUUUGACACUGAUGUUAUUACCAUUAAGAAAGUACCUAAAGAAAAUUUUACAGUUAGCGAAUCAGAUAGUUAUGUUUGUAACGCAGUGCUUGGAUUUCAUCACCAUCAUCCAUACAUCAUGGACUGUAUGACAGAUUUUGUCAUGAACUACAAUGGUGGCAUAUGGGGGCAACAGGGUCCUCGCUUACUUACACGUGUGUUAAAGAAAACAUGUACCCUUCCUAAUUUCAACAAGGUACAAGAUUUUCCAUGUGAAGCCAGGAAUGUGACAAUCAUGCAUCCAUCCCGUUUUUAUCCAAUUUCCUGGUCACAAUGGAAAAAGUAUUUUGAAGUCUGGAAAGAAAUUCCAACUUUUAAUGACUCAUAUGGUUUACAUUUAUGGAAUUUCAUGAACAGGAACGAGAAGAAGAUAGUUAUUUCAGAAAGCAACACCUUGGUAGAAAAUCUGUUCAAAAAGUACUGCCCAAGUACUUAUGGCAUCCUUAUAAACAAUGCAAAGAGUUAACAGUGACCAAAUGAUUUGCAGAAUUAGAGGCCACAGCAGGAACCAAAAUCAUUCUGCCUUAAAAGACAACCAUCAGCAACAUUAAUCACAAGACUGUUAGUACAAACUUUGUAUGCAAAACUUUUUUAAUGUAUAUGUAUUUUGCAAAUAUGUAUACUAUUGAUACUUAUUACUUGUUUCAGGAAAAUGCUUCAUUAUAUUUCAUUAUUUCCUAGAAUGCAUUAGAUAAAGCUAUGGCACAUGAAGAGAAAACUGAUAGAAAUACAAGUAUAUAGUCAGAUACUUGCAGUGUGGCAAAAGUAAUGAAAUGAUAAAACAUUGGUCAACAGUGCUAUUCAUUUAAAAUGGCAAGUUAAAUAAAAUAUUUCAGAAUAAUGUAUAUUACUAUAAAACUGAUAUAGCUAAUAAAAGUCUGCCAGUGUGAGAUCCAGUGAUAUGUGCAUAUGGGAGAAUGGAUUAUCUAUGUAUUGAUAUGGUUUGAAUCUCAUUUGGCUCAUAUAGGCAUUAAUAAAAUAAAUAAUCUGCUUAG
This is a messenger RNA of Protopterus annectens (West African lungfish), 1807 nucleotides long. Its product is annotated as alpha-1,4-N-acetylglucosaminyltransferase-like. NCBI's taxonomy places the organism in Eukaryota, Metazoa, Chordata, Ceratodontiformes, Protopteridae. Gene Ontology annotation, biological process: protein O-linked glycosylation. The transcript is spliced from 2 exons. The record is from RefSeq and is a predicted model, not a curated record. Gene Ontology annotation, molecular function: acetylglucosaminyltransferase activity. The coding region runs from base 244 to 1278 and encodes 344 amino acids.